This is a messenger RNA of Rubroshorea leprosula, 973 nucleotides long. Lineage: Eukaryota; Viridiplantae; Streptophyta; Magnoliopsida; Malvales; Dipterocarpaceae. The record is from the annotation of a GenBank genome assembly.
AUAUAUAAAAUUUAAUUUGAUUCAAUUUUAAAUUAAUUAAUAUUAAUAUGUGACUUUGGGAGAUCAGUACAAAAGAAAUUAACUUAAAAAAAAAAACAUCAAUUAACUAAUUAGAAGAAAAUUGAAUAUCAGCAUCUCAUCAUCCGUGAGGUUGUUCAAAUCAUUUUUUAUUCAAAAAGUCCCGAUUCACCCUGUGAAAGGCUCCAUAUUAGCAAGACACCCCACUCUCAGUUCCCAGAUUCAGAAGUGUUCUAAGAGAGAAGCAAGCAGAGGUGUAAUUGUCACCAUGGCUGCCCCAGUCUCAGUCCAGAAAACAGAGGAAGAAUGGCGAGUCAUUCUGUCUCCAGAACAGUUUCGGAUUCUGCGCCAGAAAGGAACCGAGCCACGAGGCACUGGAGAAUAUGACAAAUUCUUUGAGGAAGGGAUUUACAAUUGUGCUGGUUGCGGUACCCCAUUAUACAAGUCCUCAACCAAGUUCAAUUCUGGCUGUGGUUGGCCUGCUUUCUAUGAGGGUUUCCCCGGAGCCAUAAACCGCUCUCCGGAUCCUGACGGGAGAAGAACUGAGAUCACAUGUGCGGCUUGUGGUGGGCACUUGGGUCAUGUUUUCAAAGGGGAAGGAUUCCAGGUACCAACAGAUGAGCGCCACUGUGUCAACAGUGUUUCAGUCAAGUUUAUUCCCCCAAAUUCAGCUCCCUCUUCAUGAGCAAACAAAACUUAUCCUGGCAUGGGAUGUUUACCAUAUUGUUCAGAUUUUAUUAUGUCUCCCCCUUCAAUAAUUUAGCCGUGAUGCUACCAGUGUUUCUACGUUUUAGAGAGUGUCAUUGUGAAAUGCUUCAUGUUUUCACUUUUCAAGAUCAAGAAAUAUGAUUGUGCUAGAGAGCAAGAUCCAAGAACUCCAGACCAUGUUAAAACUUAAUUUCUUAUAUGGAAUAUGUAUGUAGGCUUGCAUCAAAGGUGGUUCGGAUUUUUGAGU